GCUGCGGUGACACGGUGCCGCACUGAGUGAAGAUUGCGUUCAUAAUCACUUAUCGGGGGUGGAGUGGGGAAAGGAGAGUCAGGAAGUGAGGAUGUUUAUAUUAUUUGACAUAUUAUUUGAUAGCAUGUCAACUUUUGUGUGUGUGUGUGUGUGUGUGUGUGUGGGUGUUGGAUCAGUGACAGGUGGCGCUGGGGAGCUACCACGGCGAGCGGCUGGCUGGCUGCAGUGUUUUGGUCAGCACUGGUCAAUCUUGCCCUACACGCUCUAUUAACCAGUGUUUCCGUCUUCCCGACACCUUCUUCCUGCACCAAGCACCGUCAAGCAUCACCAGAGAGGCACGAGUACGUAAGCUAUCCAACAUCAGAACAGUAUAUGAAUAUCGCAAAUGCUGUUUUGACAUCAUUUCCUGCCAUCCUGAGAAACAGUGAUCUCGAGGAGCAUGAAUUGCAGCUGCAAUGGAAAUUGCGCAUCCAGCGCAAGUUUCAGAAUUCAAGAAAGAGGCAGGAUUCCUCAGUGACUGAGGUGACGUCAAGGAAAAAGAAGAUCCCUUGCAUAGCGCCAAAAGAGACUACAUGUCCACUGAUGUAUGGAGUAAAGGCUUACCUUCCACCAAGGCCCCAUUCAGAAGAUGAUGAGUCAUUAGAGAGACAUAGACAGUGGCUUGCUCUACAUUGGAUGAAGAAAGAUCCCGAGUUAGAUAAGAUAAUCAAGGAGUUCUUGAGAUUAGAACCACAAGCGGAUGAACCAGACCCAAGAGUAGCAGUUUUGAAAGGGCUGGAGAAAUAUAGGCUCCCAAUAAUUGCCAUUCUCAAAAAAAGAAAAGCAGUUCCUCUGUAUAUGGAAACCUUACUUGAAGCUAAAUCCCCACGAUGAAAGUCAAUGUGAGUAAUGUCUAGUUCAAUUUGUUCAUUUCAGUAGCUGGUACCAAUUUAAUAUAUGUAUCUU
This is a messenger RNA of Scylla paramamosain (green mud crab), 945 nucleotides long. RefSeq lists its product as uncharacterized. The transcript is spliced from 3 exons. Bases 373 to 873 code for a protein of 166 amino acids. The record is from RefSeq and is a predicted model, not a curated record. Lineage: Eukaryota; Metazoa; Arthropoda; Malacostraca; Decapoda; Portunidae.